Bursaphelenchus okinawaensis is the source of this 1097-nucleotide messenger RNA. The record is from the annotation of a GenBank genome assembly. Lineage: Eukaryota; Metazoa; Nematoda; Chromadorea; Rhabditida; Aphelenchoididae.
AUGGAGGUUCAGUGGUCAGGUAAGUUAAACACUUGUUGAAAGUGCAUAAAUUAUGUUCUAAAUAAGUUAAAACCAUGUUUAUCAAAUUAAUAAGCGAAUAUUUUAGAUUUGCGUCAAAAUGCAAGUUCAUUGGAACGAGAAAUCGACGACCUUCUCGGAUUGUUGAAUGGAGUACUGCCAAAAGAUGGUACGUUGAUUUGUUUUUGAUUGUAAGAUGUUUAGGUAGACUGCGGAGCGAUUCUGCUUACUUGGCCGCUCAACGAGGCCAAUUUGAUAAGGUGUCAGCUGAUCUAGAUUCUAAAAUAUCACGAUUACAAGAUAUAAACGAACGAAUGAAUGCCUACUUAAGCGAAUAUGAAAGAAAUGGACAUUACGACCAAUCAAUGAGGUCUUUGUACUUUAGACAUCGUGAAAUGUUCAGAUCUUACGUUCAGGAGUUGAGCAGAUCUCAAGGUGCUAUUUCGAAUGAACUUAAACGGUGAGUAAUACUAGUUUACAAAUGUUUUGCAGGAGCUUUUAUGCUUAUUUUUACUUUUUCACGUAAGAAAUACUUGAAAGCUUUAAAUUUGAGGUUUUUACAAUAAUGUUAGGUAUUUAAUUUUGUUUUUAGUUCUUUAUGAAAAGAAGAUUGAUUUUUAGGGCAGAACUACUGUGCACAUCGUCAACCGCACCUUCAGAAGGCUCAGCGUUGAGUAACCGGGCCAAAACUUCGGAUUAUUUACUACGGGAGAACGAUCGCAUUAACAGUUGUGAUCGAUUACUGGAUGAUCAGAUUAGUAUUGCCAUAGGUAUCAAAGAUAGUGUUCAAAAUCAGAGACUCAGCAUGAAUGAUAUCGGGCGAAAAUUGCAUCUUCUUGGCAGUGAGUUUGAAUAUAUUUUAUUUAAUUUUUUAGGUAUUAAUCGCUGUUAAAGUGACAUUUUUAAUCUUCAUUGUGUAAAAGAUUGUUUUAAAUAGUAAUUUUACAUUUUCAGAAAAGUACCCAGCUCUAGGCUCUUUAAUGAACAAGAUCCGUACUAAGAAACGAAAAGAUACGAUCAUUUUGGCCGUUGUCAUCACGACCUGUCUCAUAUUCAUAUUCUUCUACUUGAGUCAUUGA